Trichechus manatus latirostris (Florida manatee) is the source of this 3251-nucleotide messenger RNA. It is a transcript of the gene GBA2, whose product is annotated as glucosylceramidase beta 2. Lineage: Eukaryota; Metazoa; Chordata; Mammalia; Sirenia; Trichechidae. Gene Ontology annotation, biological process: carbohydrate metabolic process; central nervous system development; glucosylceramide catabolic process. Bases 195 to 2954 code for a protein of 919 amino acids. Gene Ontology annotation, cellular component: membrane. The transcript is spliced from 17 exons. Gene Ontology annotation, molecular function: beta-glucosidase activity; glucosylceramidase activity. The record is from RefSeq and is a predicted model, not a curated record.
CCGCCGCUGCAGCAAGAGUUCCUCGGCUCUACAGAGGCACCAGCUCACCCCAGGUUUCCCCAACACCUGGCCCUUCGGGACAGCACCUGACAAUAACUGGCGUCCGCAUCUGGACUUGGCUGGCGAGGCACUUUGUUUCAGAGGGCGCGGGACCCGGGGCCAUCGAGGUCGUAGGGACCCAGGAUACAGGGAACAUGGAAACCAGCAUCCCAGCUUCGGAGCCGACCAGCUGCAGCAAAGAGGAUUCGCAGGUUUGUUGCCUUGAAGAUACUGGAGGCGCUGAGGCUGUGCAGGUCGCAGAUUGGGAGAGCCCUCAAGACGAUCGACCCCAAGAUGAGCCGGUCUGCUGCAACCCGGAGAACUCUGGGCAGCUAAUGGCUUUGUAUGAGGGUCCAGCUAGGGGAUACCAGGUGCCUCCCUUUGGCUGGCGCAUCUGCCUAGCUCAUGAGUUUGCAGAGAAGAGGAAACCCUUUAAUGCCAACAGCAUCUCCCUAAGCAACAUGAUAAAGCUUGUGGGCAUGGGCUUCAGGUACUUUCAGUGGUGGUACCAGAAGACCCGAGUGGAGAAGAAGACACCUUUCAUUGACAUGCUCAAUUCUGUGCCCUUGAGACAGAUCUAUGGUUGUCCCUUGGGUGGCAUUGGGGGAGGUACUAUCACCCGUGGCUGGAGAGGCCAGUUCUGUCGUUGGCAGCUCAACCCUGGAAUGUACCAGCACCAGACAGUCAUUGCUGACCAAUUCACAGUGUGCUUGCGUCGGGAAGGGCAGACUGUGUACCAGCAAGUCCUGUCCCUGGAGCGUCCAAGCGUCCUGCACAGCUGGAACUGGGGCCUUUGUGGGUUUUUUGCCUUCUACCAUGCUCUCUAUCCCCGAGCCUGGACUGUUUACAAGCUUCCUGGCCAGAAUGUCACUCUCACCUGCCGCCAAAUCACACCCAUCUUGCCUCAUGACUACCAGGACAGCAGCUUGCCUGUAGGAGUCUUUGUGUGGGAUGUGGAAAAUGAAGGGGAUGAAGCCUUGGAUGUGUCCAUCAUGUUCUCCAUGCGGAAUGGACUAGGGGGCAGGGACGAUGCCCCAGGGGGUUUGUGGAAUGAGCCCUUCUGUCUAGAGCGUGAUGGGGAAACUGUACAGGGGCUGCUGCUGCAUCAUCCAACCCUCCCAAAUCCCUACACGAUGGCUGUGGCUGCACGACUCACGGCAGAUACCACGGUAACCCACAUCACAGCCUUUGACCCUGACAGCACUGGGCAGCAGGUGUGGCAGGAUCUACUUCAGGACGGACAGCUGGACUCCCCCGCUGGCCGGAGUGCCCCCUCUCAGAAAGGCGUAGGCAUCGCUGGGGCUGUGUGUGUUGCAGCCAAGCUGCCACCUCGAGGCCGAUGCUGCCUGGAGUUCUCGCUGGCUUGGGACAUGCCCAGGAUUGUGUUUGGAGCCAAGGGCCAGGUCCACUACAGGCGAUACACAAGAUUCUUUGGUAAAGAUGGUGAAGCAGCACCUGCCCUUAGCCACUAUGCACUGUGCCGAUAUGCAGACUGGGAAGAGAAGAUCUCAGCUUGGCAGAGCCCAAUACUGGAGGACAGGUCCUUGCCUGCCUGGUACAAAUCUGCAUUGUUCAAUGAACUGUACUUCCUGGCCGAUGGAGGCACAGUAUGGCUGGAAGUUCCUGAGGAUUCCCUAAUGGAGGAGUUGGAGGAGGGCAUGAGGCAGCUCCGCCCCGUGCUACGGGAGUACGGACGAUUUGGCUACCUUGAGGGCCAGGAGUAUCGCAUGUACAACACAUACGAUGUCCACUUUUACGCGUCCUUCGCCCUUGUCAUGCUCUGGCCCAAACUUGAGCUCAGUCUGCAGUAUGACAUGGCUCUGGCCACUCUCAGGGAAGACCUAACACGACGACGGUACCUGAUGAGUGGGCUGAUAGCACCUGUGAAAAGGAGGAACGUCAUCCCCCAUGAUAUCGGGGACCCAGAUGACGAGCCAUGGCUCCGUGUCAAUGCGUAUGUGAUCCACGACACUGCCGACUGGAAGGACCUGAACCUGAAGUUUGUGCUGCAGGUUUAUCGAGACUAUUGCCUGACGGGUGACCAGGGCUUCCUGAGGGACAUGUGGCCUGUGUGUCUGGCCGUGAUGGAGUCUGAAAUGAAGUUUGACAAGGACAACGAUGGACUCAUUGAAAAUGGAGGCUAUGCAGACCAGACCUAUGAUGGAUGGGUCGCUACAGGGCCCAGUGCGUACUGUGGAGGGCUAUGGCUGGCAGCCGUGGCUGUGAUGGUCCAGAUGGCUACUCUGUGUGAGGCACAAGAUAUCCAAGAGAAGUUUUCUUCCAUCCUUAGCCGGGGCAAAGAGGCCUACGAGAGGCUGCUGUGGAAUGGCCGCUAUUACAACUAUGAUAGCAGCUCUCAGCCUCAGUCCCGUAGCAUCAUGUCUGACCAGUGUGCUGGCCAGUGGUUCCUGAGGGCCUGUGGCCUAGGAGAAGGAGACACAGAGGUAUUUCCUACCCCACAUGUGGUCCGUGCUCUCCAAACUAUCUUCGAGUUCAAUGUCCAGGCCUUUGCAGGAGGGGCCAUGGGGGCUGUGAAUGGGAUGCAGCCUCAUGGUGUCCCUGAUACAUCCAGUGUCCAGUCUGAUGAAGUCUGGGUGGGUGUGGUCUAUGGGCUGGCAGCCACCAUGAUCCAGGAGGGCCUGACUUCAGAGGGCUUCCGGACAGCUGAAGGCUGCUAUCGCACCGUGUGGGAGCGCCUGGGCCUGGCCUUCCAGACUCCUGAGGCAUACUGCCAGCAGCAAGUGUUUCGCUCCCUAGCUUACAUGCGGCCCCUGAGCAUCUGGGCUAUGCAGCUGGCCCUGCAGCAACAGCAGUGUAAAAAGGCCUCCAGACCAGUAGUGGAGCAGAACACAGGACUAAACACAGGGCCUAAAUCUGGACCAAAGGAAGCCAUGGCAAACCUGAGCCCAGAGUGAACCCUGUGAACUGUGGGAGGGAGAAGCUAACAGCCCAGCCUCCAGCCUGGCCUUCCCUUCCUUUCCCGCAAUUUCCUGCAGCCCUGAGCCACCAGGACAAUCAUACCUCCCUCCCUACCACCCAACUGUGCCAGUAAGGAGGGUUAGGGGUGACCCAGACAUCAGAAUCACUUAUUUAUUUCUUUCCUUACCCCCUCCCUUCACUGCAUGAGAUGUUCAAUGAGGUUCAGUUGAUUCACCAGGUCCACUCAUGGAAUGAUAGAGACAUACAGGUACAAAUAAAAGACCCAGAAAGCC